CAAAACGCCUGCUCGUUUGCACACAUAAUCAUCGCUCACGCACAGGUGCACUCAAUUACCAUUCAACGUGAGAUAACGGACUGUAAACAGAGAAGUUCGAGGACGUGAGGUGAUGGCGCGGAAGAAGCUGUGUGAGUAUUACUGGCCGCCGUUUAAAAGCGACUGUGAGGAGCUUCUGGGCCGUUUCCAACAAACCGAGUCGGUUCGGUAUGAGGAGUUUUCUGCUAUCUGGGAGGGAAAUGGACUUCUCUACUGUGUUUUUUGGAACUGAUUCUGACCAUGAGAAGAGAUCCUUCACGAGGCUUACCUUCACCAUAGCCUACAGAUACAUUCUGCCACCAUACAGUUUUCAAAUUCGGGUGGGAGGCUUGUAUUUGAUCUAUGGUCUUUACAAUACACAACUUAUUUGGCCUAAGGAAAAGAUCAGGAUUGCUCUGAAGGACUGGUACGAUGUGCAGAAGCUUAUCGCGGAUGCAAAAAGUUGCCACCAUUUGGAUGUUGUUUACAUCUUUAAAAGGCUUUUAUUAUCGAAGGCUUUUUGUUUCACCGCCAUGCCCAAUAAGCUAACAUUUGAAGGGAGCGGACGCAUUCAGCAUAAUGUGAAUGAAGAGUUUCGGGACCACAAGGACAGAGUGGCCGAACUUGCUUCCAUUGAAACGCUAGAAGAGAUUGCAAAUGUGCAUGGUCAUUAUGAGAGACUAAAGAAAUCAUCAAUGCCAACAUCAUCUGGUGUGACGCUGCUUAACCUAACAUAUUCAAUUCAGGAAUCUGCUUCUGAGUACCACCAGUGGCAGAACAAAAUUGCAGCUGCAAAGGAUAAAAACUCAAAGGAAACAACUCAGAAAUCAGAGUCCUCCAGUAGAGCUGACCUGCUUGCAGCCAUCAAGUCCAAAACAUAUGGUCAAGUGUCAAAGGGAGCAAAACACAGGCGCCACCGAAAGGCUGAAAUUGCUACAUCAGACCAAGGGACUGAUCAAGCCCUGUUUAGUCAUAAAAAGAGACCCCCAUCCCUCAGGACCAGAACCUGGCAAAACUUCGGCAAACCAGGUGAGCCAGAACCAACAAAGGAAUGGCUUCUGAGUGUGAUGGAGGAAGACAAGACUGCAUUGAAACGUAAAGAACAGAGAAGAUUCAAGUGGUGAAAUGAUUAUAUAGCACUAGACAGAGUCAGUCAUUUGUAUCAGAUGACACUGCAUUAUGUAAUCCACAGUGCUUUAUUUAUUUUUAUGAAUACUUGAAUGCUAAAGCAUUAGUUGUUGUUUUUUGUUUUAGACAAAAAUAAAUAAUAAAAUGAGAUCC
Labeo rohita (rohu) is the source of this 1299-nucleotide messenger RNA. It is a transcript of the gene snapc1a, whose product is annotated as small nuclear RNA activating complex, polypeptide 1a. The record is from RefSeq and is a predicted model, not a curated record. Lineage: Eukaryota; Metazoa; Chordata; Actinopteri; Cypriniformes; Cyprinidae. Gene Ontology annotation, molecular function: sequence-specific DNA binding. The transcript is spliced from 11 exons. Gene Ontology annotation, biological process: snRNA transcription by RNA polymerase II; snRNA transcription by RNA polymerase III. Bases 210 to 1142 code for a protein of 310 amino acids. Gene Ontology annotation, cellular component: snRNA-activating protein complex.